Molecule: messenger RNA, 2004 nt
Organism: Ipomoea triloba (trilobed morning glory)
Lineage: Eukaryota; Viridiplantae; Streptophyta; Magnoliopsida; Solanales; Convolvulaceae
Exons: 6
Coding region: 549-1808 (419 amino acids)
Molecular function (GO): lipid binding
Source: RefSeq, a predicted model, not a curated record
GAACACCAACGCCUUUGAUUAUCUUAUUCUCAUCAACUUUGUACCACGUACAAUCCCAGGAAACGUACAAACAAAGGAUUUGUUGAGUUUUGUUUUGUGGGGGGGAAGUGAAAGAAGUGUAAUGUUAAGGGAGUGAAGUGAAAUAAAGUCUUGGCCUACGGCAAUCCGAACAGCCAGCUAUCGCUUCAGAAAUCUUAUCCUUUCAGCUCUUCGGACACAAGUUUUUGUCCCCAUUUCGGCUCGUCUGCGAAUCGCCAAACCCGCCAAUAUUAUCUCAAUUUCUGUAUUUCCCUUAUCUUUAACCCCCUCUGCCACUUACUAAUUUCCCGUUAUUUUUAUGAAUCUUUAGGGGGGCUCAAUCUAUCUUACUGCCAUUCCUUAUCUUUUUUCUUUCUUUUUUUGAACCCUCGAGUCAUCGCCGGACUUAAAGGCUCUAUCUUUAUCCGAUUGAAUCGAGGGGGGUUUGUUAAUUCUGUUAAUUUUAUCUUUCUUUCUGGGUUUUUUCUGGGUUUUCUGGGUUGGGUUAUUCUUGGAUUGUUUUUGGGGUAAUGGCUUUGGUGUCGGCUUUGCUUGAGAUUUUCCAAAAGCCCUCAAUUGGGGAUGUAAUACUUGAGCUGAUGGUGUUUACCACGCCUAUCUGGGUAGCUGUGGUGAUUGGAGUUCUUGUGGGUUGGGCAUGGAAGCCCCGAUGGGCUAAUCUUUGUGCUAGCAGAGAUUCCUUUGACUCUUUCGUGUCAUCCUCUACUGGGAUAAACUUGCAGCAGGUGUUCAGUGGGUUUAGCUCAAUCCCAGCAUUGAAAUUGCAAAUUCCCAAAUGCUUUUCUUGGAUUUCUGAGGAGACUUCUUCACCUCUCUCACCUAACUCCAGUUCUCCCCUGCCAGAAAAUGAUAAAUCCAGAGUUGUAGAUGAGAAUGACCUUUAUCAUUUGUACCAAUUAGUUGAAGAGAAGGAUGAUGGCCCUGCCUGGAUUCAGAUGAUGGACCGGUCUGCAACGAACAUGAGUUAUCAAGCAUGGAGAAGAGAUCCUGAGACUGGUCCUCCGCAAUACCGGAGCAGAACUGUGUAUGAGGAUGCUACUCCUGAAAUGGUGAGGGAUUUCUUUUGGGAUGAUGAAUUUCGAGCGAAGUGGGAUGAUAUGCUAGUUCAUGCUCAAACGUUGGAAGAUCAUCCUUCCACCGGAACUAUGUUGGUUCAGUGGGUGCGCAAGUUUCCAUUCUUUUGUAGUGAUAGAGAAUACAUCAUUGGCCGACGAAUCUGGAAAUCUGGACAGACUUAUUAUUGUGUUACUAAGGGUGUGCGAAAUGAUGUUCCACGACAGAGCAAACCAAGACGUGUUGAUUUGUAUUAUUCUAGUUGGUGUAUUAAGCCAGCUGCUUCCAAGAGAGAUGGUCAGAUGACUGCCUGCGAGGUGGUACUCUUUCACCACGAGGACAUGGGCAUACCUUGGGAAAUCGCGAAACUUGGUGUUCGCCAGGGCAUGUGGGGAGCUGUCAAGAAGAUCGACCCCGGUCUGCGUGCAUAUCAGAAACACAGAGCAACCGAGGCCCCAUUGUCUCGAUCCGCCUUAAUGGCUCAGAUCAACACAAAAGUUACGACUGACGACCUGCGCUCGCUGGAGAUAAGACGCACCAUGUCCGAAGCAGAAACCUCGGGUUCUUCUGAUAAGCCAACCGGGAGGAACAUACCUAAGCUCCUCGUCGUUGGUGGAGCCGUCGCCCUCGCCUGUAGCAUCGACCGCGGCCUCCUCACCAAGGCCCUCAUAUUCGGCGUUGCUCGGCGGUUCGCCGGGUUCGGGAAGAGAUUGUGAGAUGAUUUUACCCAGAAAUUGGUCAUCCCCAACCCUAAAUUGCUUCUCCAGCCAAGAUUGAUCCAUAAUUGAGAAAAUGAAUGUAUUCUAUUUGUAAUUCUUAGAAAUUUUGAUCCUAGAGAUAAGUGUGCAAAUCAUAACCACCAAUUUAUGGAUCAUUAAUUUGGAGUUGAAAAUGUUCAACACUGUUACACCA